AAGCAUUUCAAGUAAUUUAUCUCCCUUAACGCUGGGAGGUGAGGGGAGACGCCGGGUCUCGCCAGAAGAGGGCGCGCGUCCGUCCUUUCCGCCGCCUCCCAACCCACCGAGGCUUCCAGGCUCCCACGCUCGCUCCCGGGCGCGUACCCGCCCUCCGCGUCACGUGACGUGGCCGCGGACCCUGAGCUGCCGGGUCUGAACCGUGCUAAAUUCGUUGCCGGUGGGCACUGCGGAAGCAACCACAAGGGCUAAUCUGAAGGAGUGGGGGCGGUCUGUAGGCCGAUGCUUCCUCUUCCAAGUCAGGUCGGCUCCAGUUACCGUCUCACCAUUCUCCGUUCCCGUCUCCCGGAGCGCCUGCAUGAGCUCUUUCGCGUGGGGAAGCUCCGGUGACCAUGUAGGGGGAAAGAGUGAGGAAGCUCCGCGUGCUCUGGACGAGGCCAGCGCUGUCGGCACGCCGCCGCGGCGCCCACCACAUCCCCGGUGCGGGCCGCGGGGCCCGUGGGCCCGGCUGGGAACUCCGGCCUUCGCUUGCGGCCUGGCUGCGAGCACUGCGAAUUCUCGCGUCGUCUCGCGAGAGUCUAAGUUGAAGGAACAUGGCGACGUCUAAUCUGUUAAAGAAUAAAGGUUCUCUUCAGUUUGAAGACAAAUGGGAUUUCAUGCGCCCAAUUGUUUUGAAGCUUUUACGCCAGGAAUCUGUUACAAAACAGCAGUGGUUUGAUCUGUUUUCGGACGUGCAUGCAGUAUGUCUCUGGGAUGAUAAAGGCCCAGCAAAAAUCCAUCAGGCUUUAAAAGAAGAUAUUCUUGAGUUUAUUAAGCAAGCACAAGCACGAGUACUGAGCCAUCAAGAUGAUACAGCUUUGCUAAAAGCAUAUAUUGUUGAAUGGCGAAAAUUCUUUACGCAAUGUGAUAUUUUACCGAAACCUUUUUGUCAACUAGAGAUUACUUUAAUGGGUAAACAGGGCAGCAAUAAAAAAUCAAAUGUGGAAGACAGUAUUGUUCGCAAGCUUAUGCUUGAUACAUGGAAUGAGUCAAUCUUUUCAAAUAUAAAGAACAGGCUCCAAGACAGUGCAAUGAAACUGGUACAUGCUGAAAGAUUGGGAGAAGCUUUUGAUUCUCAGCUGGUCAUUGGAGUAAGAGAAUCUUAUGUUAACCUUUGUUCUAAUCCUGAGGAUAAGCUUCAAAUUUAUAGGGACAAUUUUGAGAAGGCAUACUUGGAUUCAACAGAGAGAUUUUAUAGAACGCAGGCACCCUCGUAUUUACAACAAAAUGGUGUACAGAAUUAUAUGAAAUAUGCAGAUGCUAAAUUAAAAGAAGAAGAAAAACGAGCACUACGUUAUUUAGAAACAAGACGAGAAUGUAACUCUGUUGAAGCACUUAUGGAAUGCUGUGUAAAUGCCCUGGUGACAUCAUUUAAGGAGACUAUCUUAGCUGAAUGCCAAGGCAUGAUCAAGCGAAAUGAAACUGAAAAAUUACAUUUAAUGUUUUCAUUGAUGGACAAAGUUCCCAAUGGGAUAGAGCCAAUGUUGAAAGACUUGGAGGAACAUAUCAUUAGUGCUGGCCUGGCAGAUAUGGUAGCAGCUGCUGAAACUAUUACUACUGACUCUGAGAAAUAUGUUGAGCAGUUACUUACACUAUUUAAUAGAUUUAGUAAACUCGUCAAAGAAGCUUUUCAAGAUGAUCCACGAUUUCUUACGGCAAGAGAUAAGGCAUAUAAAGCAGUUGUUAAUGAUGCUACCAUAUUUAAACUUGAAUUACCUUUGAAGCAGAAGGGGGUGGGGCUGAAAACUCAGCCUGAAUCAAAAUGCCCUGAACUGCUUGCCAAUUAUUGUGACAUGUUGCUAAGAAAAACACCAUUAAGCAAAAAACUAACCUCUGAAGAGAUUGAAGCAAAGCUUAAAGAAGUGCUCUUGGUACUUAAAUAUGUACAAAACAAAGAUGUUUUUAUGAGGUAUCAUAAAGCUCAUUUGACACGACGUCUUAUAUUAGACAUCUCUGCUGAUAGUGAAAUUGAAGAAAAUAUGGUAGAGUGGCUAAGAGAAGUUGGUAUGCCAGCAGAUUAUGUAAAUAAGCUUGCUAGAAUGUUUCAGGACAUAAAAGUAUCUGAAGAUUUGAACCAAGCUUUUAAGGAAAUGCACAAAAAUAAUAAAUUGGCUUUACCAGCUGAUUCAGUUAAUAUAAAAAUUCUGAAUGCUGGUGCUUGGUCAAGAAGUUCUGAGAAAGUCUUUGUCUCACUUCCUACUGAACUGGAGGACUUGAUACCUGAAGUAGAAGAAUUCUACAAAAAAAAUCAUAGUGGUAGAAAAUUACAUUGGCAUCAUCUCAUGUCAAAUGGAAUUAUAACAUUUAAGAAUGAAGUAGGUCAAUAUGAUUUGGAGGUAACCACGUUUCAGCUGGCUGUGUUGUUUGCAUGGAACCAAAGACCUAGAGAGAAAAUAAGCUUUGAAAAUCUCAAACUUGCAACUGAACUCCCUGAUGCUGAGCUCAGAAGGACUUUAUGGUCUUUAGUGGCUUUCCCAAAGCUCAAACGGCAAGUUUUAUUGUAUGAACCUCAAGUCAACUCACCCAAAGACUUCACAGAAGGUACCCUCUUCUCAGUGAACCAGGAGUUCAGUUUAAUAAAAAAUGCAAAAGUUCAGAAAAGGGGUAAAAUCAACUUGAUUGGACGCUUGCAGCUCACUACAGAAAGGAUGAGAGAAGAAGAGAAUGAAGGGAUAGUGCAACUAAGAAUAUUAAGAACCCAGGAAGCUAUCAUACAAAUAAUGAAAAUGAGAAAGAAAAUUAGUAAUGCUCAGCUGCAGACUGAAUUAGUAGAAAUUUUGAAAAACAUGUUCUUGCCACAAAAGAAAAUGAUAAAAGAGCAGAUAGAGUGGCUGAUCGAGCACAAGUACAUCCGAAGAGAUGAGUCCGACAUCAACACCUUCAUCUACAUGGCGUAACCUUGAAUACCAUCGACAAAAGUGCGUGGGCAGAAAGUUUCAACAGUUUGUGCUGGAGAAAGGUUUAUUUGGACUUUGAUUACAUAAAUAAUCUCUGCCUUACCUUACAGAGCAACUCUAUUUUGCCAAUCACAGUAGUUAGCAUGGUGGCGUUCCCUUCAUGUUGCACACUCUUUAACAGCAUGCUGUUUUGUGGAGAAACUUGCAUUCAUGAAGAGCCCUUUAUGAACUUUUAAAAGUAAAUUUGAUUUAUACCCACCGGGAGAAAUAUAGUUGGGAAGGGUUGAGGGCGGGGUUCUUGUUGCUUUUUUUCCUCUCUUAGAAAAAUGUACUUGCACAAGGAAGGAUUUUCAGAUAUUCAUGCACUGAAAAAUACUGUUAUCUUUUGUUCUUAAAAAAUGCAAUUAAAACUAGAAAUAGCACUGUUGGUUUCUUUUUGAAAAGAGUGAGCUGAUCAGUGCAACAUUGGGAAAGCGCAGAUACAGGCGAGAAGUAUUUAAGAAUAUCAAAUUGUUUGUUCAAACACUGCUUCAGUAUAGUAACUGGAUUUUAAUGGUGACCUAAAAAUGGUAUUAAAUAUUUCUAACUUACAAAUGUUGGGUUUCUUUAAGUAGGAGACUGCUGUUUUAGCUGUUUGUUGUUAAAUGAUGAGGUGUUUUUUGUUUUAUUUUUUUUUUAAUCUUACAUGGCUGGGCAGCUUGUUUUGAAAAAGUGAAGCUUAUGUUAAUUGUUGCUUCAACUGUUAAAAAAAAAUUAUGGAGAUAGCUAGGUCAUUAUGAUUGCAGAGUCAAAAUAGCGAAACAAACGUAUUAAGUGUGUUUAUUAACACACUUAAUAUUUAUAUACCUAAUAUUUAUUAUGCAUAUCUAAAUUUAUUAAAAACAAUGCAGAGAUCUCCUGCUCUGAUAUAAUACAGUUAUGUAACUGAUCUCUUAAUCUGUAGUGUAGAACUAUUUUGGUAUUUUGAAGUCUCAUGAUUAGGGAUUUAUAGCCUCAGGUUUCCAGAAAGAAAGACAUUUCUCUUUUAAAAGGUCAUAAUUAAGUCAUCAGUCACCUAGAAGGAAGAGAAAAAACACAAGACCUGAAAAGCAUAAGCAAAAUUGCUGCAAUCUUAAUAUGAGCAGUAAACUUGCCAAAUAUAUGUACAUAUAUAUUUAUAUAUUUUAAAAAUAAACAUUUUUAAAAUGUUCAGAAGGCAACAUUUACCAUGUUCCUUUCAGUCAAUCCAAAGUAGCAACUUACAAGUUGCUGGCAACUGAAUAACCCAGAGUAGUAGAAAUGUUAAGACUUGAGGACUUGAACAAUUUAAAAGAGAACAAUUUAUUCCCCAUUGGGAAACGAUGCCUCAACAUGCAUUUUUACUCAUUGUGGUGCACGUUUCAAAUUUUCUUGCAAAUUAUUUUAUAUCUUGUUUGAUGUUAAGUAAUAUUUCUAUAGGAAACGGAGUGCAGAAAGGCAUUCAGUAUUACAUUACAGCAGAGUGCUUCUAGGAACAUUGCGUAGAAUCUGUACCCAACCUCGAGGCUUUGUGAGCUGCCUGCUAGAAAGGAAAAUAAAUUUAAAACAUUUAAGGUUUUGCUGAUUACAGCUAUAUAUCUGUUCUGAAACUCAUAGGAAAUUGGAAUUUGGUUUAUAAUUUAAAAUCUGAAUGCAUCUUUAAGGUAGCAUAUGUCAAUUACUAGAACAAGUAUAUUGUGAUGAAUUAAACUAAAAUUAGUGCUCACUGUCUUCUCUAAUUAGAUGACUGCUAACAAAGGGUAAAUUUGAAAUUUAGAAGAGAGAGUUUGUGUCUGACAGAUAGUUUGGUAUUGGCAUGUCUGCUUGUCCUGCUACAAGAAUGCCAAAGGAAGAAACAAUGGGAGGAACAAUUACAGGCCAUUUUUUAAAAUUUAGGAUUUGUUGUUUUAAACCUUAAUUGUUCUCAGUAGUCUUUGGAAUUUCUGAUCUUUUUGGUCAUUUAAGAAUGAGAGCCAUGAUGUUUGAUUUAUAAAGGCAAAUUUAAUGCAAAAGUGGGUAACACUAAAUCCAUUGUGAAGUUUUCUAUUAAAUUUUAUAACUUUUUUAAUAGCUAAUUAUGUCCUAAUUGUAUUUUGGGGAUUGAAUAGCAGCAAAUACUGUAACCUUACAGUUUUCAUCACUUUUUUUGUUACAUAUACGAAAGUUUAACUACUUUUUGGUGUUUAUGGGAAACCAAUUUAGUUGACAAGGUGCCUAUAUUAUUGUUGAAUUUUCUUUUAAUAUUUUGACAAUAGAUUUGCUAGUUAAAUAAAAGAAUGAAAAUAUUACCAGCAGUUUGCUAAAGGUACAGAAUCACAGUUAGUAUCCUUUAUCAGGUCUCUUGUCUACAAAUGUGCACUUAAAAUUAGUGCUAUAUGAGCAGGGAGGAAGCCUGAUAUAGUUAAGGGAAAAGAAAACACUCCCCCUAAAAUAUACAUGCAUAUAUAUUUAAUUUUUUAUGAUCAACGUGGCAAUAGGAUACUUCACAGGUUAACUUAAGCUUUGAACACUCAUCUAAAGAUGGGUGUGUCUGAAAAACAUUAACCUUUGUUGCCAUCUCAUUGCCAGAAUAAGUAGACAUGAAAGGAAGUGAAAAUGUGUAACAAUUUUGAUGCUUACUAUGGAAUAAACAUUAGAACAUUACUGCUCCAGUGAUUUAAUGAGGAUCUUGAAAUAAAUUCUGAAGUCUUCCGAUUUUUACAUGUAUUAGAGGGGUCCCUAUUCUUUCAACUUGUUUAAGUCUCUUGCUCUUAUUUUGUGCAUAAAUGUUAAAAUUUCCAAAAUGAAAUGUUAGUUUUUCUUACUUUUACUUUUUAUUAAAUUUAAUACAAAAUACAACCCGAAUAAAAAAGUUGUUUUAGUUAAAAAGUAUUUUGCAUUAUUUGCAGUAGGAUGUCAUUAGUGCUGCUCAAGGGGCAAAUUUUAAAACUUCAAUUUGGGUGAAAGAUUUGCUAGUUUUACAGAAAGAUUUGCUAUCUUAAACUCAAGCUUGUUUUUCUAUUUUCAUGUAAAUGACUGGGAUGCUGUCUUAUAAAUUCUUCCAAGGUCAUGUUUGUGAAAUAAACAUCACAUGAGCGCUUUCCUGUCAUCUACACCAUAUGCCAUCUGGAGUGUUGAACAAAUUUGAGUUCCUAAGUUGUCAUCUAUCUUCAUCUGGUCUAUACAAUUUUGAAUGUGUGCCACUACAUACUGAGAUGAUAAUGCUGUACAAUUUUAAAUGGUAGCAGUUUCUGUAUGCAGUAGGCUGAAAUAUUUUGAUGAACUGCUUAAUUUUUGGAUUUUAUUUUUUAAGUUGUAUAAUUUAUUUUCUUGCAAAAUAAAAAUGUAAUAUAAAA
This is a messenger RNA of Nycticebus coucang (slow loris), 6268 nucleotides long. RefSeq names its product cullin 5 (gene CUL5). The record is from RefSeq and is a predicted model, not a curated record. Gene Ontology annotation, biological process: SCF-dependent proteasomal ubiquitin-dependent protein catabolic process; protein ubiquitination. NCBI's taxonomy places the organism in Eukaryota, Metazoa, Chordata, Mammalia, Primates, Lorisidae. Gene Ontology annotation, molecular function: ubiquitin protein ligase binding. Gene Ontology annotation, cellular component: Cul5-RING ubiquitin ligase complex; SCF ubiquitin ligase complex. Bases 594 to 2936 code for a protein of 780 amino acids. The transcript has 19 exons.